AUGCCACUGAAACGACCAGAAAAGUCGGUAACCUUGAAGAGCCCACUUCCUCCAACAUUCCAGAUUCCGGGUCUCACUGACCUUGCAGAAGCUCUCCAUGAAGUGGUGUCUGGGUGCCACAGGAAGUGGAUCAAAGAGACCAAUUCAGCUUAUGUCAGGCUGGCAAAACAAGGAGGCCGACCUGACCGACAGAAGCACUACAUUCCUGUGACAAGGAGGUCCUUUCCAGCAGCAUAUGCUGCGCCUGACUGCUCCAAUCCACCAGCGACCGAUGAGCCAUGGAGCUCUCUUUGCUCUCUACCAGAAUACAUGAUUCACAGAGAGUUUAAGGCUGAUGUCCAUCAUGGUAAUAGUUACAAGACAAGAAGAGGGCCUUUUGAUUUUGAUGUUUAGCAGCGGGAUGCUGAGGACAAAGAAAACACAGAGAAAAAGAAGGUGAAGCCUGCUCAGAGAAAAAGCGAAGCAGUAAACUUUAGCAAAUUAAUUAGCAAUGGUUAUGGGACUGACUGGUUUCAGCAGUGUACUGGAUGGGAAAAAAAGAUUCAAGAAACAUCAGAAAAUAGUGAGCAGUCCAAAGAUUCAGAGCCAUCACAGUCUGAAUCAGCACUUGCAAGCAAUGAGUCAAAGCCACCGUUUCAGGGAU
Fulmarus glacialis (Northern fulmar) is the source of this 643-nucleotide messenger RNA. Its product is annotated as chromosome unknown open reading frame, human C7orf57. NCBI's taxonomy places the organism in Eukaryota, Metazoa, Chordata, Aves, Procellariiformes, Procellariidae. The record is from RefSeq and is a predicted model, not a curated record.